ACACCACAUUAGUACACAGUCCGUGAGCUGCAUUAUUGCUGUGCCGGGUACUAUAAACUAAGAGUCCGCGUUCCCAUAACAACUGCCUCCUGCUCUUUCUGAUAAGAUAAGUCGCUUCACUCGUAGUUGAGAGAUUACGAAACGGCACACCUCGCCCGUGUGUCUCUGUCUCUUCUUUGGCAGUUUAGUUUUGCAUCCGAGCGGCGCGCGAUGGAGUUUUUGCUGGGCGGCCUGUCGUCCUGCUGCGCCGUGCUGUUUACGAACCCGUUCGAUGUGCUCAAGACCCGCCAGCAGCUGGAGGGGGAGCUUCAGGCUCGCAGUAAGGUCGGAGCGAGGGCGUACCGAGGCUUCCGGCAGUCGGUGAUUUCGGUGAUCAAAUCGGAUGGAGUUCGUGGACUGCAGAAGGGCCUUCCGGCGGCGGUGCUGUACCAGUUCUCGAUGAACUCGAUCCGGCUGGGGACGUACCAGACGGUGGACAAUCUUGGCUGGACCAAGAGUGAGAAUGCGCUGCUGAGUCCGGUGCUGUCGGUGUUUUGGGGUGGAUUUGCUGGAGUUAUUAGUUCGACGGUGUCGUGUCCGGUGUACGUGGUCAAGACGCAGCUGCAGGCCGUCAGUUCGGGUAGUUAUACGGCCAAGUUCCAGCACCGACAUCGCGGCACGGUGGACGCAUUCGUGAGCAUUUACAAGAGUUCCGGCGUGCGGGGGUUGUACCGAGGCUACACGGCGAACAUGGCACGGGUCUCGCUGGGAUCUUCCACCCAGAUGGCCUCGUUUGCGGCGUGUAAGGAUUUCUUCACGCAGUACGAACUGUUCCGGGAAUCGGUGGUGCUGACGGCACUGGCCAGCAGCACGGUGGCGGGGUUCUUCACGUCGGUACUGAUGUCCCCGUGUGACGUCGUUACGACCCGGAUGACCAACCAAGGUCUGUCCGAAAGUGGAAAAGGUCUGCUGUAUCGAAACAUCUUCGAUUGCUUCGUGAAGAUCUACCGCGCUGAAGGACUGCACGGACUGUACAAGGGAUUUGUACCGCUGUACGCGCGAGUUGCGCCCCAUACCGUGCUGAACUUGACUUUCUGGGAGUUUUUCAAGAAGCUCUACGAUAGCUAUUCGAAGAAGUGAUGAAUCUGAAUUGUUGUUGCAACAAAAGUGAUGAUCGGCAGGGAAUCGUGCUCAAAUAAAGAGUUUUGUUUUGUUUACUUCAUG
Culex pipiens pallens (northern house mosquito) is the source of this 1203-nucleotide messenger RNA. RefSeq names its product solute carrier family 25 member 35-like. Lineage: Eukaryota; Metazoa; Arthropoda; Insecta; Diptera; Culicidae. The transcript is spliced from 2 exons. The coding region runs from base 211 to 1119 and encodes 302 amino acids. The record is from RefSeq and is a predicted model, not a curated record.